This is a messenger RNA of Paramecium sonneborni, 716 nucleotides long. Lineage: Eukaryota; Ciliophora; Oligohymenophorea; Peniculida; Parameciidae. The record is from the annotation of a GenBank genome assembly.
AUGAAGCUUUUAAUUGUUAUUGUGAUGAUAAUAGUAACAAGUGCAGUUUCUAUUAAUUCUAAAUGUGCAGGUGAGGUUACAAAGCUUACUCCAAGAUUUUCUAAAUUAUAUGAAAAUGUGAAUGAUAGAAAGAUUGUGUAAAGUAUAAAAGAAAUAGUUGGAAUUUUAAAAUCAUUAGUAAAUGUAAAGAAAUCUUGUUCUGGAUCAGAAGGAGUUGAUAUAUAAACUUUUAAAUAAAAAAUAGGAGAUUGUAUGAAAGGAGGUUUUGAAUUAGCUACAAAUGCCUAUUAAUCAUAUAAUGAAUAUGAAGAAGAGGGAUUUUCAGAUAUUCUUGUUGAUAGUUUAGUUGAAAUGUCACAUUUAGUGGAACCUGUAAUAACAAAUUGUUGGGGAGAUGAUGUAAAAUCAGUUUUAGGAUUUGUAUUACCAAAUUAAUGUAUAUCUGUAAUUGAUGAUGUUGCAAAGAUUUCUUUAUAAAUUAUAGAAUAAAAAGAAAGACCACUGUUAGUGACUAAAGGAUUAAUCAAUUUAUAAAAGAUUUUUAAAUAAUCUAAAAAGGCUUGUCCAUUUGUAGAAAGUAUAAUUCCUAAAAAAAGUAAAAAAGACUAUGAUGAUGAUGAGAGUGAGAAUGAGGAUAGUGAUUUUUCUGAUGAUGAUGAUGAUAUGGAAGCAUUAUUUGAAUUAUUUGAAUGAUCAAUAUUUUAUUAAAGAAUAAG